Messenger RNA from Passer domesticus (house sparrow), 1519 nucleotides. RefSeq names its product neurogenin 1 (gene NEUROG1). NCBI's taxonomy places the organism in Eukaryota, Metazoa, Chordata, Aves, Passeriformes, Passeridae. Gene Ontology annotation, biological process: positive regulation of transcription by RNA polymerase II; axon development; sensory organ development. Gene Ontology annotation, cellular component: nucleus. The record is from RefSeq and is a predicted model, not a curated record. The transcript is spliced from 2 exons. Bases 345 to 878 code for a protein of 177 amino acids. Gene Ontology annotation, molecular function: E-box binding; DNA-binding transcription factor activity, RNA polymerase II-specific; protein dimerization activity.
CGGCGCACGGGGCCGACCUGCCGCCUCGGCGCGGCCCCGCGGGGCGGCCACGGGGCCAUUGUCCGCCCGCCGCUAUAAGAGCGGCCGGCCGCGCCGUCGUGUGCCAAAGCCGCCGCUCACACGAGCGGAUCGCAGCCCGCAGCACUUCAAAGCCACGCGCGGUCGCGUGUCCCCCCCGCCCCGCCUUUCCCCGGGCUUUGGCUUUUUUUUUUUUUUCGCCUUUUUUUUUUUUUUUCCCUCCGGAGCUGUGUCCCCUGCUUUUCCCUAUAGCGGCCGGCUCGGCUCUUUCGUCUCUGUGUUUUUGUACCGUUAUUGCUUAUCCUCAUCCCCGGGAGUGCCUUUCCAUGAUGCCCGCCGAGGCGCCCAGCAGCGGCGAGGGCGCGGAGCCCGGCGCUCCGCGGGAGCGGCGGAGGCGGCGCGGCCGUGCGCGGGCGCGGACCGAGGCGCUGCUGCACACGCUGAAGCGCAGCCGGCGGGUCAAGGCCAACGACCGCGAGCGGAACCGCAUGCACCACCUCAACGCCGCGCUGGACGAGCUCCGCAGCGUCCUGCCCACCUUCCCCGACGACACCAAGCUCACCAAGAUCGAGACCCUGCGCUUCGCCUACAACUACAUCUGGGCCCUCUCCGAGACCCUCCGCCUGGCCGAGCAGUGCCUCCCGCCGCCCCCCGCCUUCCGCGGGGCCGCCGCGCCCCCCAGCCCCGGCAGCGACGCGGGGUCCUGGCUGUCCAGCGCCUCCCCGUCCGCCCCUUCGCUCUGCGCCUCCGCCUCCGGCCCCAGCAGCCCCGCCACCUCCGAGGACUGCGCUUAUGCGCCCGCCGACAGCCUAAGGGGGUUCCGCGGGCUGCCCGCCGGCCCGGGCGCGCCCCUCCGCUAGCGCGCAGCGCCCCGCGCCCCCCGCGCCCAGGGCCGCCCGCGGACGGGGGGUGAGGGGGGGCCUCGUCCCGUUGCACUUUUCAUCACUCUCCCUCCCCCCAGCCCCUUCCCCCCGACCCCCACCUCGCCUCCCGCUCCACUCCGAAAAACGGGGAAGAAGAAAAGCGACAGAUUUGCUGCCGCAGACGAGGUGAAAAGUCAAUUUUACAAUUUGUAGCUCUCCAGCGAAGAAAAACGAGCAUGAAAAUUUGGUUUGAACGCCCUGACAAUGCCAUGAAAAGGCUUAAGGGGCCGAUGCGGCCCGGGGCGCAGCGCGGGGCUCAGCGCGUCUCCCCGGCCCUGCCCCGGGGCGGCUCAGCCCCUCCCGGGGGUCCCAGCACCGGCCCCGAUGGGACCCCGCACCCGGCGGACAGCGGAGAGGCUCAUGCAUUAUAGAUGCUGACCCCCAGCGCGGCCGGCCUGCUUUAGGCUGGGAGCAGACACGGGGUAUUCAGUGACUGGACCAGAGAGCGGUUUAAUUUAUUCAAGAUGUUCAUUCAUAUGAAAAUUGUAUUUUUGUACAUAAAGAGCUUUAUUCUAUUAUUAUACCUCUUAUCGAAGUGGGGGUUUUGUUUUGGUUUGGUUUUUUUGGUUUGUUUUUUU